Cercopithifilaria johnstoni is the source of this 1281-nucleotide messenger RNA. The record is from the annotation of a GenBank genome assembly. Lineage: Eukaryota; Metazoa; Nematoda; Chromadorea; Rhabditida; Onchocercidae.
AUGGUUUGCAUAUUGGGAAUUGAAAGCAGCGCUAAUAAAGUUGGUGUUGGAAUUAUUCGUGAUGGCAAGGUGUUGUCAAAUCCUCGGGCUACUUUCCAUGCCCCACUUGGCCAAGGAUUUCGACCACCCGAAACAGCAGCACAUCAUAGGCAAAAUGUCGUUCGCAUUGUUAUUGAUGCUUUACAACAGGCUGAUAUCAAAAAUCCACAAAAUGAAAUUGAUGGAAUUGCUUAUACAAAAGGACCAGGAAUGGGUGCUCCACUGCAAGUUGGUGCAAUCGUAGCACGUACAUUGUCGCAGUUAUGGUCGAUCCCGAUUUAUCCAGUGAAUCAUUGUAUUGGGCAUAUUGAAAUGGGACGUCUUAUUACGAAAGCGGAAAAUCCAGUAGUACUCUAUGUCAGUGGAGGCAAUACUCAGGUCAUCAGCUAUUCUAAUCAACGCUAUAGGAUAUUUGGUGAAACGUUAGAUAUUGCUGUUGGUAAUUGUCUGGAUAGAUUUGCACGAUUGGUAGACCUUUCAAAUGAUCCGUUCCCAGCUUACAAUUUGGAACAGCUUGCCUUAGAAGGCAAAAAGCUUAUCUCAUUACCAUAUACUGUAAAAGGAAUGGAUUUAUCACUUUCUGGCAUACUUUCUUAUGUCAAACACAAAGGUUUGCAAAUGAUUCGAGCUGGUGAAUGUACUGCUGCUGAUCUGUGUUUCUCUUUGCAGGAAACAGUAUUUGCUAUGUUAGUAGAAAUCACCGAAAGAGCGAUGGCACAUUGUAGUAGUAACGAAGUAUUAAUCGUAGGUGGUGUUGGUUCUAAUAAGCGUCUUCAAGCGAUGAUGUCAGCUAUGGCCGAACAACGAGGUGCGAAAUUAUUUGCGACAGAUGAAAGAUUCUGUAUUGAUAACGGCGCAAUGAUUGCCCAAGUUGGUUGGCAUAUGGCAAAUGCUAAAAUGGUAAUUGCUCUUGACGAGUGUAGAACCACGCAACGUUUUCGCACUGAUCAAGUCCAUGUUGUCUGGCUUCAGUCAUGUAUAGAAGCAGCUGAGCGGUAUUAUUUCUGGAUAUUUGUUAUUCUAAUCCUUCCAGCCAUUAUUAACUUUGCUUCAUUAGCGUUAUCACUUGUCACCAUUUUUCACGUUCGUCGAUUGAAAAGUGUUACAGAAGCUGUCACCAGCAGCACCCAUUGGUUGGCAAGAACGGCAAAUCGAGUUGGAUUCGGUAUCACUGCGCGUAAUGCAUUAAUGGAAUAUGCAAAAAAGAAAAAUUUGGGAAAAUUGAUUCCAAGUAGCGCAUAA